Molecule: messenger RNA, 1502 nt
Organism: Leptomonas pyrrhocoris
Lineage: Eukaryota; Euglenozoa; Kinetoplastea; Trypanosomatida; Trypanosomatidae
Product: putative 40S ribosomal protein S21
Exons: 1
Coding region: 53-535 (160 amino acids)
Biological process (GO): endonucleolytic cleavage in ITS1 to separate SSU-rRNA from 5.8S rRNA and LSU-rRNA from tricistronic rRNA transcript (SSU-rRNA, 5.8S rRNA, LSU-rRNA); translation; endonucleolytic cleavage to generate mature 3'-end of SSU-rRNA from (SSU-rRNA, 5.8S rRNA, LSU-rRNA)
Cellular component (GO): cytosolic small ribosomal subunit; ribosome
Molecular function (GO): structural constituent of ribosome
Source: RefSeq, a predicted model, not a curated record
AAUGGAAGUGUGCUUACAUCACCACCCAUACACCCCCUUUCACUCCGCAGUCAUGGCCGCCAUCGGUACCUUCAACGAGGAGGGCGAGAACGUGGACCUCUACAUCCCGCGCAAGUGCCACGCGACCAACGCGCUGAUCGAGGCCCACGACCACGCAGCCGUGCAGAUCGCCAUCGCGAACGUCGGCCCGAACGGCGUGAUCAACGGCACGACGACGACGCUGUGCAUCAACGGCUACCUGCGCGCGCAGGGCGAGUCGGACCACGCGAUCAACCACAUCGCGGUGGACCGCGGCAUCGUGCGCAUCAAGAGCGGCAAGCCGAAGCGCGUGUCGAAGGCGAAGGGGAAGAAGCCCGUCGCUGCCAAGGGUGCCGCGGCUGCGUCCGCGCAGAAGAGGGGCCAGAAGGGUGGUGCUGCCGCUGGUGGACGUCCUGCUGCUGCCCAGAAGGGUGCGAGGGACGCCGCCCGCCCGGCCCAGAAGGGUCGUGCGCCGGCUCAGAAGGGUGCUGCCCCUCCGCGCAGGAACAAGGCUUAAGAAUGCCGCUGCGCAGUCAUGUUUUUGAUGUUCCUCUCUGUGCGGUCAACUUUUGCCGUUCCUGUCUCCUCUAACCUCGCCUCUUCUUUUUCUUCUUUCUCUUCUUCCGUGUGUGUAUGUGUGAUCAAAGCCGUGCUGCUUCGCGCAUUGGCCUGGCGCACUGAGAUUCCAAAGAUGAAAAGAAGAGGUGAGAAGGGGAUCGAGCGUGGAAGCCACCCGGUCACCUCCACGAUGCGAAGAGUGCUGUUCCGACUGUUGCUCUUCCACCCAUUUGUGCACACACACACACAGCUUUCUCAUACGUAAGCGGAACGACUCGCGUGCUUUUGGCGGUCGUGUGUGUGUGUGUGUGAGUGAGGUGGAAGGAGUUUUCCAAGAAACACAGCGCGACGCCUCUUUCUGCAACGUGUGAGCGUGAUUCCCCCGUGUCUCUUUGACCUCCUUCUCUCUCUCUCUCCUCCCCAACUCGCGGGUUUACAUGCGCGGUACUUCAUUGCCCACGGGGAUGUGUGUGUCGGUGCAGUAUUCGAUACGACGGGAGGAGGGGGAGGUCACUGACAAGACAGUUCCGAUCAUCCAACCCACAACUUCUGGCGCGCUCCUACCAAAUAUGUUCCUUCAUCGCUUCUGACAGCUUUUUUUUAUCUGUCUUCUUCUAUCUAUCUAUCUUUUUUUUUUAGAAAGAAAGAAGCGUGACGGUGAAGAUCAUCAUUAUGUAGGGGCAACACCAGCGUCGUGGGUGAUGCAACGUGAAGUCUCCCAGUGCCUUUGUUGUUCUCUCCUUUUUCACUUGCUGCGUACGAAGCCAAAAGAGACCGUUUGUGUUGUAUUCGCCUUGGAUAGGGGGGUAAGCAUACACUUACUUGACCAAUACUUUUCCUUUCAGUGAUUUCUCCGUGCGUUGACUGUCUCCUUUGGGAGCGUUCUGCUACCAGAGAGCAGCAAGGCUUUGUGUUUGUAAAAAUUC